GCGACAAAUAAUGUACCGUUUGAAGAAUAAAUGCAUCAAGAUCAUGUAACAAGUGGUACUACAAGUAGUAUCACGUUUUUGUAAAAAAAGGCUUCCGCUUCGCACGUGCGCGUGAUCAUAAUGCCCACCUCCACCUGUAAGAAUGAAGCUCCGUUGCUUCAUCUUGAACAGCUCGACGCUUUGUACGACUUCGCCAAUGUUCAGAAGGAAAAUUUGCAACGUCCCGAUGGAUCUCAAUUUCGCGUAGUGUGCCUGGUCCGAUAUGCGAAAUAUAUGCAGUCGUCGACGCUCAAAUGGAGCACGAGAUCACCAGGGACUGGUGAAUCUGCUACAACAAGGAGUACAGCUUCAGAGAUAUCGUUGAGGGAUGGUGGAGUUGGAGCUACAAGCGUUACAGCGGCCCCCCCCUCAGGAGGGGAGCUGGUGCCAGGAGUCGACGACAAUGGACAACUCCUUGAUGUUCUGGGUGAUGAGCAGUGUCGGAUAAUGGUCGGUGCCAAUAUGGAAACCACGUCGCUUUGUGGUGGCGUCUGCGCGGAGCGCGUUGCGUUGACGAAUUUGCGCGUGCGUGAGGGCGACGCAACGACGGUAUUGCAGUUGCUGAUAAUAACGGAUGCCACAGACUACAUUGCACCUGGGGCGAUGUGCCGGGAGUUCAUGGCAGAGCACUUUGGAAUCUACGAAACACGUGUCCCGAUCUAUCUAGCAGCAGCGGACCGCAAGCCAUCGACGGACCACCUCUGCGUUUUUCUUCAGGACCUCUGGCCCUUUCCAUGUCCUUUCAUCGGGGUGAAAAGGGACAACAUCCUUCCUUUCGGAAGGUCAUUGACGCGUAUCUGCGAGCCGGUUGAACCUGCUCCGCCAAACACAAUAAACGAAAAUGGUGCGCGCGCGUGGGCAUCACAAGAAAAAGCAAAUGGUCCUGGAAACGAUGCAGUACAGGAAAGUUCCUCAACACGAGGAGAUGUUGUGAUGGAUUCCGUUUCUAUGGAUGAAAGUGCGCUUUCCGAAGUCUCCCGGCUGCUUUAUCGGGCUCUGUGCCUGCGCCAUGAGGCCAGAAAGACUGGAUCAAAAGCCCCAAAGGUAGCAUCCAUUGCGGACUUGCGGCAAUCAUUCUCUUCUAGCAAAAAAGCAGAUGAAGACUGCAAUGGCAGUAAGAACAGCGUGGCUGCUGGUGUUUCUACUGCGAAAGUUCCCGACGAUCAUCAUCCGUUGUUUUUCGUCGCAGGUUGUGUUUUCGCAUCUGGUCGGGUAGUAUUCGCAUCGCAAUGGCAGUCGAUUGAGUACCCUUGUUCUGUUGACGCCGUUUCUCGCUUAGGGGUGUACAUCGAGGAAGAAUAUCCUGAAGAUUUACCGAAAUUUGUCUUGCAGGUGGAUCAAUUUGGUAUAUGUCAUGCGCCGCCAGCGUCCGCCCGGGCAUACUUUGCGGAAAAACCUGGGUUAGAGAACUGCAGAACACUAGUUCAUGAUCCAAGACCCCCACACGCUUUGCGCAAACCUAGAAUGAAGGAUUUGCAUGACUGCGGUGGUUAUGUAAUCGAUUGGCACACACUUGCAUGAUCAUGAUCAUGAAUAGGUGUCAGCUACUAGAGGCCUUAUUUUUCAAUGCUCUGGCUGCAGUUGCAGUUCUGAU
Molecule: messenger RNA, 1633 nt
Organism: Amoebophrya sp. A25
Lineage: Eukaryota; Dinophyceae; Syndiniales; Amoebophryaceae
Source: the annotation of a GenBank genome assembly